CUGUUCUGACACCCAAGUCCAAGAGCCCAAACACGACCAGACCACACGAGUGCAAAGACGGACGGCUUGGAGUUGGAUUUGGAUUUGGAUAUAAUUUGACGGCACAUCUCGGCCACCACCUUCGCUGUUGCCCCUUUUCUUUACUCUACUCGACCACUCGCAGAACCCUUCUUGUUUGAUUCAGCCCAGCCCACUGCGUGCAAUUGCAUCCCUCACCAAAAAAAAAAAAUGCCUCCUCCAGACAACAAGUUCGUGGCCAAGGCCAAGGCCAUCCUCGAAGCCAACGACCGCAACGGCUACACGGUGCCCACGCACCGGCUGUACCCCUUCCAGUGGAACUGGGACUCGGCCUUUGUGGCCAUGGGCUUUGCACAGUUCGACGUCGACCGCGCCUUCCGCGAGCUGGAGCGCCUCGUCGAGGGCCAGUGGGCCGACGGCAUGAUCCCCCACAUCGUCUUCCACGACCUCAGCGGCGCCGACAGCUACUACCCCGGCCCCGCCGUCUGGGGCACCUCGCACACCGUCGCCACCUCGGGCAUCACCCAGCCCCCGGUCUUCGCCAUCGCCCUGCGCGCCGUGCACGACGCCGCCGCCGCGGUUGACCCGGCCGCCGCCAAUGCCCGCACCCUGCCGCUCUACGAGGCCGCCCUCAAGUGGCAGCGGUGGUGGUACGCCGCGCGGGACCCCGAGAACACGGGGCUCGUCGCCCUCCUGCACCCGUGGGAGAGCGGCAGCGACAACUCGCCCGCCUGGGACAUUGCCUUGGCGCGCGUGCCCACCACCACCAUCAAGCCCGUCGUGCGCAAGGACACCAACCACGUGGCCGCCGCCAUGCGCCCGCACGACCAGGACUACGCCCGCUUCAUCCACCUGGUCGAGACGUACGCUGAUGCCGGCUGGGACCCUGCGCAGCAGUGGGCCACGGCGCCCUUCAAGAUCGCCGAAAUCCAGACCACGGCCAUCCUGCUCAAGGCCGGCGAGGACCUCGCGCGCUUCGCCGCCGACUUUGGCCGCGCGUCCGACGCCGCCGACUUGGCAGCGCUCAACGCCCGCACGCGCGCCGCGCUGCUCGCCCAGUGGCGGCCGGCGCUCAACCGCUUCGUGUCGCGCGACCUCGUGUCGGGCGCCGACGUCGACGCGUCGACGCACGCCGGCUUCGUCCCCGUGCUGGCGCUCGACCUCGACGCGCCCGUCGCGCGCGCCAUGGUCGCCGAGAUGGCGCGCUGGUCCGCCGGCAAGCUCGGCGGGCUGCCGACCACGGAGCCCGGCACGCCCAUCUGGGAGCCCAAGCGCUACUGGCGCGGCCCCGUGUGGGCCGUCAUCAACUGGCUGCUGAUCAACGGCCUGCACCGCAACGCCCACCCCGCCUUCGCCGACCAGCUGCGCGAGGCCACCCUCGCCGUCAUCGAGACCACCGCCGGGUUCGCUGAGUACUUCGACCCCGACACGGGCGAGGGCUGUGGCGGCGGGGACUUUUCGUGGACCGCCGCCGCGUACCUCUGCCUCCGUGGCGUCGACAGGGGCGAUGGGUCAUGAGUGGGUUGCUGGGGGGAAGGGAGUGGGGGUGCCGGAUGGGCUGCCCAGUCCGGAUUCGUCUAGGUAUCCAUCUAUUUAAUGAUUUUCCUUUUGCAUUGCUUUGCACUGCUUGCUCGA
Molecule: messenger RNA, 1653 nt
Organism: Lasiosphaeria miniovina
Lineage: Eukaryota; Fungi; Ascomycota; Sordariomycetes; Sordariales; Lasiosphaeriaceae
Product: glycogen debranching enzyme
Exons: 1
Coding region: 229-1536 (435 amino acids)
Biological process (GO): protein N-linked glycosylation; oligosaccharide metabolic process
Cellular component (GO): endoplasmic reticulum membrane
Molecular function (GO): Glc3Man9GlcNAc2 oligosaccharide glucosidase activity
Source: RefSeq, a predicted model, not a curated record